UCUGCUCCAUAGCACCAAACACUUUGUUUCUCUCCAUUGCUUCUAAUUCUUUUCCUCUUUUUCAUUCUCUCUCUCUCUCUCUCUCUCUCUAAUCUGUUCCUGGAAGUCCAUCAAUGGCGGGUCGAGGCAAGGCUAUAGGAUCCGGGGCCGCGAAAAAGGCCACUUCUCGGUCGAGCAAGGCAGGUCUGCAAUUCCCGGUCGGUCGUAUCGCCCGGUUCUUGAAGGCAGGAAAGUACGCCGAGCGAGUCGGUGCUGGAGCUCCGGUCUACCUCGCCGCGGUCCUUGAAUACCUUGCUGCUGAGGUUCUGGAAUUGGCUGGUAAUGCAGCAAGAGACAACAAGAAGACUCGAAUUGUGCCACGCCACAUUCAGCUUGCUGUGCGUAAUGAUGAGGAGCUCAGCAAGCUUCUUGGUGAUGUUACAAUUGCUAAUGGUGGUGUCAUGCCCAACAUUCACAACCUUCUGCUCCCAAAGAAGGCCGGGACCUCAUCCAAGAACGUAGGCGGUGAUGAUGACUCUUAAAUUUGAAGAGAAAUGCCAAUGGGGGGGUCAAUGUGCUUGAUUCAGAUUUAGUUUCCUCUAGUAGGUUCAAGUAGAUUAUUGAGUCUCUGUUUCUGGAAUUGUAGUUGGGGUAGAGUUAGGGUUGUAGGUAUUAGUGUUUGUGAAUAUAAUCAUCUUCUACUAGCUUCUUAAUAGAAGAGAUUGUGGGAACUUCUUUUGCUUCCUAUUUUAUAUUUUUGGGCCUUUAUUUUUUGAACGUGUUCUUUGUGGGUUUAAAUACUUAAUGACAGUGCUUCAAUAUUUGAGCAUCAUAUGAUUCUUCUGCUA
Prunus persica (peach) is the source of this 827-nucleotide messenger RNA. Its product is annotated as probable histone H2A.3. The record is from RefSeq and is a predicted model, not a curated record. Gene Ontology annotation, molecular function: protein heterodimerization activity; DNA binding; structural constituent of chromatin. The coding region runs from base 114 to 521 and encodes 135 amino acids. The transcript has 2 exons. Gene Ontology annotation, cellular component: nucleosome. Lineage: Eukaryota; Viridiplantae; Streptophyta; Magnoliopsida; Rosales; Rosaceae.